Cantharellus anzutake is the source of this 1225-nucleotide messenger RNA. RefSeq lists its product as uncharacterized. NCBI's taxonomy places the organism in Eukaryota, Fungi, Basidiomycota, Agaricomycetes, Cantharellales, Hydnaceae. Bases 500 to 1135 code for a protein of 211 amino acids. The transcript has 3 exons. The record is from RefSeq and is a predicted model, not a curated record.
CAGUAUGAAUGCCUCUUCUCUGGCAAAUCCGAAAAGCGGUUUCAGGACAUGUGUUGCCAUUUCAAGGCUUUCAUCAUUCACGCUCUCCAUAAACUCGAAUUUCGAUCUCAGUCCGUUGAAGGCGUUAUAAACAAUAUGCUGUUCCUCUCAGGCUCUCCGAUUCGUGAUUCCCCCUACAUCUCUUCCAUGGAAGCGGGACGCCCCCACCACCAACUUGAACAUCAUCUUGUAUGUCUCUACGCAAGCCUCAUCGCACUCGGCGUGGAGACACUUGGCUUGGAGCUCUCGCGCAAGAAGAAUCAGAUCUGCACCCCUGGGCGGCUGAAGGACUGACGACCUGGUGCGGCCUUGUAUACACGGAAGCGGAGGGUGGUUUGGUGAGGUGUGGCAUGGCGUGGAAAUGCGGUCCACCAAGUCGAUAGAGGCACUGGGGCAGUAGAGGAAUUAAGAAUGGGCACCUGGAGGAGUUUCGCUAGGUCUGAAAGGCGUAGCGAGAUCUAUGGUUCGUGCCCAGGGGUUAUUAUAUAAGAGGGGGGAGGUCAUGGUGACAUCGGAACCAAUCAGCUCACUUGCUGAUCUUUCCUCAACAAGCCUCCCGGAAAGUUCCUUAGGGAAUGCGCACGUACUAUCAUGCAACGAUGAAGUCAUAACAGAGAAUCCAAUUCAUGGUAGUGAAAUCGACAUUCUUUUUCAACGAUGUGAAGGGGUAUUUCCUCUGACUCCGGCGCGCACCUUCCAUUUUUCGGCGACGGUGAGCGUGACACAUAUAUCCGGGUUGCCUCUCGUUUUAUGGAAGAAUGCCUUCCGGGUGACAAUAAUGCUCCUGGGUCGGUUCGACUCUGAUAUGAUGUCAUUUUCUAUGAUUCAUUUGAGCUCCGAGAGAAGCUCAAGAGGAAUUGCGCGUAAUCCCAAUUUUGGAACAGUGAUCUUCAACUAUCGAGCCUUUAUCGAUCGUUGUUUCCUUUCACCCCAUCCUCAUCACCUUUUUACCAACUAUACGACCAUCUCUCUGAUCCUGUCCGGGUCUUCACCGUUUCCAGCGAUUGUUCUGGACACGAUUCCGUUGAAUGGGGUGAUGAGGCGACUAAUUACGAUUCCCAAUUUAAUGAUCCCGAUGUUCGCAAUGGUGUUGUGACAUACGUGGCGCUUCUCCACCGAUGGCCGUUAUGCAGCCCUCGGUUUUGGUAACAGUAUUAUCGAGGGAAACGCAAGUCCCAAGCCAUGG